Messenger RNA from Lottia gigantea (owl limpet), 1233 nucleotides. RefSeq lists its product as hypothetical. NCBI's taxonomy places the organism in Eukaryota, Metazoa, Mollusca, Gastropoda, Lottiidae. Bases 1 to 1128 code for a protein of 375 amino acids. The transcript has 8 exons. The record is from RefSeq and is a predicted model, not a curated record.
AUGGAAGGUCAUGAUUCAAUGAACAAGGUUCACCCGAUGGACAUUUCACAUUAUGGAAACGACUCUGGUGGAAUGAUGCAUAAAAUGAUGCAUGCUCGUUCGAUAUUCAACUACCAUACACCAAUGACAUCCAUGUUAUUUAUAGAUUGGACAUUAUCUACUAUAACAGGAUUGGUGUUAGCUAUGAUAGCUACAUUUGUAUUUGCCAUCUCGUACGAAGGUUUAAGAUACUAUGUUUAUGUUCAUGGUGCUUUACAAAAACGUGGAGAAAAAUGGGAUAUUAAACCCAAAAAAGGUUUUGAAAAAUUGCCUUCUGAAUUUUGUUAUUUAGUUAAAAGAUAUCUUAUAUCCCUAAAAAUAUGCGAGUGCACAGAUAAACAUUUUUAUGAAUUAACUGCAACAAAUACAGAACAAUUCGUUGUGUCGCCUAAUUUUCCCGCCUAUUAUCCAAAAAACGUCAAAUGUGGUUUCAGAAUAAAAUCACCUGAAAAUCAUGUCCGUGUACAUUUAGAUGUGACUCGUGCUGCUGUUGGCAACCCGGCAGUGUGUGGAUUAGAUGCCUUGUAUAUUUACGAUGGUCCUAGUGACAAAUCUCGUCUUCUUGGUAAAGUGUGUUAUAAUAUUGGAAGCUAUGUUAGCACUAACGAAUAUAUGUUUCUCGAGUUCUCGUCCUACUCCAACGACCAAACCAGAGGUGUAGGAUUUAGAGCUAAGUAUUACAGCGAAGCAAAACCUAUAGCCAAAUCAGAAGAAUUUAACUACAUAGGUUUGAUAAUUGGAUUAUCACUUUUGGCAGUCGUUAUAAUUUGUGUUAUUCAUUGUUUCCUGUAUAAAAGGUAUAGAAUAGGAAAGGUCCAAUGGAAUUGGUUCAAACCUUAUUGUUUAUGCUGUAAAAUAAAGAUACCUCAGCCGUGGCAACCUCCGCCAAUAGAAAUUGAAAACGAAGACCCAUCAGCUCCAUCCACCCCUGAUUCAGCACAGAACUAUGUUUCUAUAGGAAAUGGCCCUCCUCCGUAUGUUCCUUCCGGCGACCCUUUUGAACCUCCACCAAGUUAUGAAGAAGUGAUGGCAAAUAUACACCGGCAGAUGGCACCGACGUCUAAUAGACCAGAGACAACCUCUAUAUGAUCUGAGAAUAUCAUAUUAAAUGACAUGGUUUUCAGUUUGUACAAUAUAUUAUGAUGUAUAUAUUUCGCGUUUUUAUAAUUAUUAAAAUGACCGUUUACCUUCUUA